This is a messenger RNA of Acinonyx jubatus (cheetah), 1168 nucleotides long. Its product is annotated as CAMPATH-1 antigen-like. The coding region runs from base 470 to 787 and encodes 105 amino acids. The transcript has 3 exons. The record is from RefSeq and is a predicted model, not a curated record. NCBI's taxonomy places the organism in Eukaryota, Metazoa, Chordata, Mammalia, Carnivora, Felidae.
CAGGCCAUCUGUGGAGGAAUGUACAGCCUGACCUAGGUGGAUGGAUCUGAGAACAGGCUGCCAUACCCUGGUUAUUCCCCUUUGAGGAAUCCUAGGGCUGAGCAAGCUGUAGAUGUCCAUCUUCUAACGUGUCUGAAAGGGGCACUGCAGGGUGAGUGAUCCCCCCAAGGCUAGGUGUUGGGUUCCUCUGGCUUGUCAGCAGAACUGGUAAUCGUGGUGCCAUUUGAUCCUCUUAGUUGAGAGAAAGCCUGGAAACAAAGUUGUUUUCUGGAAAAUGUUUCCUAUUGAAAAGUCUUGACCUGAAACCUGUGUCAUAAUCAAGGGACUAAAGUGAUGUUUUCAAAGGGCCUCUGGCUGUGUUGUUGACUCUCUAGUGGUUUCUCUCAGUACCAACAUUGCCUGGCAUUAACUAGCUCGGAUUCUGAUCUGGCAGUUCCUGAUUGGUGCCCUCUGCCUAUAUAAGGUCAGGAUGUGGAAUGCUGAAGGCAGCAUCCUACCUUCUCCUGAGCUCCACGCUUUCUUAUCUGUGCUCCCUGCUAAUCAACUCACCAGCAUGAAGCUCUUGGCGUUGCUGGUACUGGUGGCCGUUUCCACCUUCCUGGUUUCAGGCCAGACAACUGGCGCUGCAAGUGAUAGCUCUACUGCUGCUGCCACCACAGCUGCCGCCACCACUGCCGCUGCCACCACUGCUGCUCCUGCCACCACUGCCGCUGCCACCACUGCAGCUCCUACUACCACUCCAAAGGGUAAGCCACUCAUCUUUGUGCUUUCUUUUCGGGGCUCUUGAUUCCUUGAUUCCCUAUGAUCCCGGAAGAUUCUAUUGUGUGGUCAGGAAGGAGAAGCCAUGAGAGAGCUCUGUUUCCAUCAUUCUCUAAUUAUUUCUAGUUUUACAAAUCAAGUCAGCAGAUAGAUCUCAGAGGAGCCCUGAGGUUGCAGCUUCUUGUUCACUAAUAUUACCUGCAAGUUCCUGACAUGUUGGCUUUAAUAGGGAAUUUUGUCUUUAGUGGAAAUAUUAUUAGAAAGAUAGGGGGCCAGGUGACUGUUUAUGUUUAUUUUUUAUAGAAAAGUGUUUGUUUCUUUUAUUUUUAAGUUUUUAUGAAGUUUAUGUAUUUUGAGAGAGAGAGAAAGAGAGAAUGGAAGUGUUGGAGGAGGUGGAGGGGGAGACUGA